Messenger RNA from Fusarium subglutinans, 669 nucleotides. Its product is annotated as endoplasmic reticulum translocation complex chain SEC66. NCBI's taxonomy places the organism in Eukaryota, Fungi, Ascomycota, Sordariomycetes, Hypocreales, Nectriaceae. The coding region runs from base 1 to 669 and encodes 222 amino acids. Gene Ontology annotation, cellular component: Sec62/Sec63 complex. The transcript is spliced from 3 exons. The record is from RefSeq and is a predicted model, not a curated record. Gene Ontology annotation, biological process: post-translational protein targeting to membrane, translocation.
AUGUUCAACAUCGAUUGGAAGGGCCUUGCCCUCCCCUUUGCCUAUGUUCUCGUCCUCGGCAGCGCACUCAUGACAUUCUCGACAAUCUACCGAAAAAGAAAAGCUGCUGAGAGCGCCAACUUGGCUCCGUGGUUCGGCCCUCACCUCCAGCGCAACGUCUACCUGUCCCUGCUACACCUCGAGGACGGCUCCGAAAAGGGCCCCAAGAUUCCCGAAAGCGUCCUACGAGCUGCCCUUUUGCGUCGCGCCGUCGAAGAUAUCCGUCGUCUGAUCCAGAUCAAGUCUGCGAAGCAAGCAUGUGGUUCUCUGCUGCAACGAGGCAGUGUGGGCGAUGAUCUGUGGCAGCGAUUCCAGCGCGCCGAGAAGGAGAUGGAGGAGGAGCUCAGAGAUGUCGUGACAGAGGCCAACGCUCUCGCACCAAACUGGGGCCAGUCCAUCUUCCAAUCCGCGCACGAAAUGACGGCCAAUGCUACCAUGCGCAGCUCAAUCGAAGAGAUCCUCGCCCAAGCCGAGUCAGAGAAGCAGUGGUGGGAGAAGCGCCGAGGACAGAUCCAGUCAGAGUUCAUGAAGGAGCUCGACGGCUCUGAGCAGAGCUCUUCUGCCAAGACUGCCAGUGAGGAGGAUGCCGUGAUGGUUGACACGCCUUCGAAGAAGAAGGGCAAGAAAUAG